GGUGAGAUGGCUAGCGCUUGCAGGAAAGGGAUCGUGCAAAACGGAAGUAUAAUGGGCAUCAAUGACGAAAGUGGCACACCGAGCUAAAACGCUUCGCUUUUCUGGGUUUUCUGUUAAAAGUGACAAAGUGAAAAAGUUUGGCAUAAUAUGAGGAAAAAAACGUAACAGUGCUGUGCUGUGGUGGUUGUGUGUCGCUGAAACAGGAGAACAACGUCGAGAGAGAGAGAGAGAGAGAGAGAGCGAAAGAAAAGAGAGAGUGGCAAAGAAUAGUUGACGGUGCGCCGCGCGGUGGCAGCUGUAUCGAAAUGUGCGUAUGGUUUGUACAUAGAUUGUGUGUUCUUGUGUGUACGUGUGUGCGCACGGAAGGUGACUGUCGCCAUGCAAGUAUUUGCUGUAAUGCAAUGCUGAGCGUUUUUGAGUGAAGGGUAAAGUGCGUAGACGAGAGCGAAACAACAGCUACGCGUGCGAGCGAGAAGCAAGGCAGCGCGUGUGUAUUCCGUUGUGUGCGUGUCAAUGCUCUGUGGGCCAGGGUUUGCCUGUGUGUGGAUAAAAAACCGAAUCAACGAUUCGUUGUCGUCAGCCGUCAUCUUGGCAGCAGCUAGCAUUUUUGACAGUACAACAUUCGGCGCGGUAUUUCGUGGUGAACAUUUCUACGGAAGUUUACUUUUCUCGUUGUUCCAGUGGAUAAUUAUCGACUCAUCGAAAUAGUACAUAAAAGUUGAAAUUAUGCUUCAGUGUACAUCUAAACCAGACCGGCAAGGUAGCAAGUAACACAGCCAUAAUAACUUUGAAUGCUGCAAAACCACCUUCUUACCAAUGUGUGGCGUUCAGCGUCCGGCAGAUGACCAAUAGCACCGGAGGUGGCAUGUGUAGCGUUGCGCAUUGAAGGGAGCGACAGAUGUAACGCCAUUAACUACCAAUUUGGUGCUGCAGGAGACGAAAACAAACGUACGGGUGCAGGAGCGCGUAGCAGACCGUUGGAUGCUGUAAGCCGGGCCGGGUGGACGGUAUAUGUCGGAGGAGGCCGGCGGAGGCGUAGGAUCGGAAGGAAACGCUAGAAGGUCCUAUAAAUACAGUUGUACUCUCACGCACAAGACAAAAUAGGCCAGCAAAUUUAAAAUUACGAUCGACGCCGCACCAGGUUCCAUUCCGGUACGACACAAUCGGCAGUGAUACGCUCUGUGUUCCGUAGCGUUUACAAUCAAGCGGUUGCAAACGCCGAAGUGGGCAACGGUAGCGGUAGGAAAACAGUAGUGGUACCGUUAAGGGCUGCUACUUGUACACAGGGGCCAUCCCUGUCACUUUUCUUGUUUUCCCGGUUCCAAAGCGGCAUAGAAAAUAAACUUUAAUCUGACUCUCGGUUGGUUCGGUGGCACCUCGGAAAUGUCCGACACUGGUAGUGGACACGACGGAGGCGCCCAAAAGGACUAUUCACAGAAGAUGGACGGCGGAGGUGUGCUGGGCGGGGGAGGCAGCGGUGACUUCGAUUCUGGCCAGCAAAGCCAGCAGACGGAGCAAGAACUUGCCACGAAGAUGCUGCAGAUCCAGUCGAAGCGCUUCUACCUGGACGUGAAGCAGAAUCGGCGUGGUCGGUUCAUUAAGGUGGCGGAAAUCGGUGCCGAUGGACGGCGCAGCCAGAUCUUUCUGGCACUGUCGACUGCCGCCGAAUUCCGAGACCAUCUGUCGACCUUCAGCGAUUACUACGCAUCGCUCGGCCCGCCAAACCCGGACAACGUGCCCGAGGACGGAAAGCUGAAGUCGGAGAUGAUGAUAAAGGACAACAGACGGUACUACCUGGAUCUGAAGGAGAAUGUACGGGGACGGUUUCUACGCGUGUCGCAGACGAUUACGCGGGGCGGUCCACGCUCUCAGAUCGCCAUUCCGGCCCAGGGCAUGAUCGAGUUCCGCGACGCCCUAACCGACUUGCUCGAGGAGUUUGGCACCAACGAUGGUGGCUACAAGGGUGAGCUGCCCGAGGGGCGCCAUAUGCGGGUCGACAACAAAAAUUUCUACUUCGACAUCGGACAGAAUAGCCGGGGAAUAUACAUGCGGGUGUCGGAGGUUAAAAGCAACUUCCGCACCGCAAUUACGGUGCCGGAAAAGUGCUGGUCACGGUUCCGCGACAUCCUCACCGAUUACUGUGACAAAAUGAAGAAAACGUCCGAGUCAACUACUUCUUCAAUCACUGCCGAUAAUACUUUACAAAAGCAAACAUCAAAUAAUAUGUAAAAUUUUCGAGUUAUAAAAAUAAACAACAAUGAACAAGCAAAGGUAAGCAAAGGAAUAGUAACAAAAAAUACCCAACUGCUAAGCAAACAGACAGCAAAAGAAUACACAACACAAAAAAAAUAGAUACAAAAACAAACCUGGUCGAAAAGAUAGAGAACAGAUGGAAAGAGUAAUAUAAAAACAAAAAAAAAAAAACGAAUAAUAAUAAAGAUUAUAAUAAUGAUAAAUCGUAGAUCAAAUAGCGAUGAAAGCAGGUCAUGGGAAAAAGGAUUAAAAAUCGAACACAAGAGAAGCAUAAUACACACUGAUGUGCAGCGCUGACAGGAAAAUGAUAAAUAGCAGAUAAAUAAUAAAAAAGAAGAAAAAAAUACAGUUGGGAAUAUUUAGUGACAGGUGAAGCAAAUUCAGUUAAAAUCUAGGACAAACGAAUUGGUUGGUUUGUAGUUUGAAGCUAAAUUGAAAAUGGUGGUGGUUGGAGGUAGUUUGUGGAAACGUUAAACGGCAGCAACAUUUAAUAGCAAAAUGCAUAUUAAAAGAAAGUAAGAAGUAUAAUUCAUGUAGUGGAAAUGAUGAAUGUGACGCAAGGAACAGAAGGGGCGCACACACUCACGAAGGAGAUAUCCAUUCAGACGGAGUUGGUAAUGUGAAUUAGGUGGAGAAAAUAAGCUACACAUUUCCUCUCUAAUCAUCCUUUCCCCCACCUCCUCCCUACCCUUCCUAUUAUGUAUCGUUUUAUUAUUCUUAGGCCUUUGUGUUGUAAGAUUGUUUAAUUUUGCGUCUGUUACUUUAUUUAGUUUUUUUUUAAUUUACUUAUUUCUCAUGUUAUUAAUGCAACGGGAUAGAGAAACUAUAGACUAGGAAGAAGUAUGAACACCCGCCUUUCUACGCGCGAAUACACGUGAUACAUGCGUUAGAGUAAUGACCACACACCGUGAUCGUCUCAUCGCCUUUAAAAUCUUUUAACAAUUCCCUGUGUUUGUAGGCUAGAUUUGGAUCCCGUCUUCUAUCUAGCCUAGUCGAGAAGACCUCAUCAAAAGUCUUUAGCCGUGAGUCUUGAGACUGUUCUCUGUAAAAACAACUAAACGUUUAUGAUCGAUAAUUAGUGUUUGAAAGUAACCCAUUUAAAAAAAAACCUGCGGUCAAAGCUACACUGAAAAACAUGCAGGUGAAAACAAGAACAAUGAUAAGCAUCAUGCAAGGAAGGCAAAGAUAAGCAAGCACCCUGAUCACAAAACCCGACAAUGGGAAAGAACAGGAAGGAUUAAUGGGCAAGCAACUGCGGAAAAUAUCCUGCAAAAUUAACGAGACUAAUCAGAAUGGUCAGAUCAAAUCUGAAUAUAUAUGGAUACGUUGACAGCGAGUGGAAAGAAAACUAUUCAAAAGGUUAAAAUAAAUUGUUGUGUACUGCUAGUUUACGUUGUAUUUGUUUGUCCGUUAUUGCAGCAUUCGUGCUGCGAGACGAAAAAUAUGAAGAUACCACAGCGUAAAAGAAUAUAGCAGAAACCAAUACAUGAAGGUAAUUGCUGUACAGUGUACGGUCGCGUACUGUGUAAUCUUGUAUAGGCUUCAUUGAAUUGUUGUUGCUUCAUCCAGGAAAAUAUUUCACAGGACGUAGAUACGAAGAAUAACGGACAACACAAUCCUUCAGUUUCCCUCAUUUGAUCAUUAUUGGCAAAACGGCUUUCCGAUACGGAAAGCUUAUUUAGAGCAUUCAAGAGUAAUUUGCAAGACUAUGAGUAAACAACUUUAUUUUUCUACUGUAUACUUCCGUUGCCAACGCUAAUAUUUAUCAAGAGCUCACUAAGUUUUUGGAUCUAUUUUGAUUUUUUACACAAAACCUCUUUAUUGUAUUAAUUAAGUGACCAAAAUUGUGUAGGUCCCUUGGUGUGGUAAUGAGUAGCGCAUCCGAAUUUGACCAUCAGAUGGAUAGUAUAACGAUUACAGCUGUGGCUCCAAGCAAGUAAAAAGAAAACCUAUAUGGAAAACGCAAAUUAUAACGAAGUCAAUAUAUAUUACUGUUAAAUGUUACAAAAAGAAAAUGCAAAAGAGAGAAAAAAACAUCAACAAGCACAAAACAAAAUGCGUAAAACAGAAAGAGAGAAAGAGAAAGAGAAAUAGAGAAAAAAAGAGAGAGAGAAAGUAGCUGAAGGAUGCAAAAGCAAAUUCAUUUUAUUUAGAAGCAUUGCAUAAGCAUAGCAACUGAAGAGAAAAAUGAAGGAGGUAAUUAUAAAAAAUAGAACACUAACACAAGAUAACGCAUUGCAAACAGAGAAAUGAAAAGACAAACAAAACAACUAAUGGAUAUUAGUUAAAUUUUAUUACCUUUCAUUUGUUCCACAUUUUUCUUUAUCUGAAAAUGAUUCGAAAUGUGAAAAGGAUGUUUUCCGUGCAUUAGCUCCUACGAUUUGCUUGACCUAAGGUAUGCUACGGUGCACGCACAAUGUAUUGUGCAAAAGUUUGAUGACUUCUGUUAAAAACACGACAAUUUUUGUGCUGAAAAAAAUGAAUGCAAUCUUUUCAAUAAUAUGUACUUGUGUGUACAGAGAAAGGAAAGAAGUACAAAUUAUCGUUAAAAUAAGUGUUGUGCAUUUGUUUCAUUACGUUAAACGGCUGAGUCUCGGUCCAGAAAAGACAGAACGUUCGUCUAGGUUGAGUUAUAGUUUACUGCGUUUUAUAACUCAUUGCUUCUGAUCUGAUCAUCGUGCACACGUGUUGUUUUAAGCGUUACAAAAAUAUGUAACCACCCAAACAAGAUGCGGUGUAUUUACGCCAUACAAAUCGGGACUAAUAACGGCUACAACCAAACAAUGCAAUACGAGAUGCAUCUCUGUGCGGUAGUGAACGAGAGCAAAAACAAAACAAACAAAAAACGGAUCGAAAGAAGCUAACAAUUAAGAACGGUAACUACAACCGACUAUCUAUUAUGAAAUAUUGUGAAAUUUUAAAUUCUGUUGUUUCCUUUCAAGUCUAUUAUAGCGAAUAAACAAGAAAAAGAACAAAUAAAAGUAUCGUUAGGAUGUAGACAGCAGGGCGGACACAGAACACAGGCAAAAAAGACAAAAAUUGUACGUAAGGGUUGCAACAAAUAUUUGUCAAACGUUUGAAAUUAUGCGCGCUGCAGCGGGAAAUCAACAAAUGUGUGCAAUCUGUGCGAAUCGGUACCGAAAACCAAUGAACAGUAUAAAAGAGAGAGAAACCCGAACGGAGGAAAUAAAAUAAGCGACGAAAAAAAAAGAAAAGAACAAAAAAAGAAAUAAAUCUAAUGUUAAGAUGUACUACCAUAGGUAACGAUUUAAUGCAUUAAAUGCGCAAAGUGAAGAAAACAAAACAAAAAAAACCCUCGAAACCAUGAGAAAAAUAUCGUCAAUCGAACGAAGAUGCUAAGGAACAAAAUACGCAAAAAUUCGCAACAAAUACAUUGUGUUAUGUCAUUUUUACGCGAGCCUUUAAGCACUACAAACAUUCACGAGGAAGCGAGACAAAAAGGACACUCCCCGACACUCCCACACAAAAAAAGGAAAAAAUCAUUUAUCAGCAAUAGUUUGUUUGUUGAAGAAAAACGAAAAUGCAGUAAUACUUAUCACAUGCCUCCACGAAAAACAAAAAAAUAGAACCGUUUUUCUCGAAUUUAUACGACACUACCUUAUCGCAUAAUGCGAUUUUUAAGCGAUCACAAUAAAAUGUAGCACGUUCGAUGUGCGUGAAGUUGUAAAGCAAAGCAUCCUAAUGAUGGAAGAAAACAUAACUAAACCACAAAUGAAAAAACAAGCACACAUGACCUGACACCUAGCACUCAUGUACAACUUUUCGAUGGAGCUCAGUCUGUUUGUGUGUGCGUGUGUGUAGGGCAACCAGUUAAAUAACGCUAAGGAUGUGUUCUUUAUUACGUUUGUUACAAAUGCCCUCCUAUCUUAUGGCUACGCUGCUACUGAACAGUAAUGGAACAGCAUAUGCUAAUACACAUGCCAAGAUGGUUCGAUCCACCGUUGCGAAGGGUGGUGAUGUUUUUAUAGAGUAUUAAAAUUUCUCAAAAAAAAAAAUAAUUUAUUUACAAAACCGGAACACCAUUGCGGUUCCAAAACGACUUCGAAAUGUGAUCAACCAAUACAGAAACGGAAGUAAAUCUCAAAUGUUUUAUUUUUUUCAAACCCAAAGGAACCGAAGAAAUGGCAACGUACAUCAACUACGCGCAACUACGUUUCCUGUUAUCGGUUCUAUUCCCCGUGCAUCGCGCAGAACAAGCCAAUCCGGAUGAUUCCGUUUCAAUUUUUUCUUUUCAUCCCGUUGUUUGACAGCGUGAGACAGAGUGAGAGUUUCCCAGAAACUCUGAAUCCUACACAGUAGCUUUAAUUAAUGAGAGAAAUGGUUAUAUUAUUAGAAAAGCUUGGUCAUAGACACAGUGAGAACAAAUGCAGACAGCGAACACACAAAACGUGAUCAAUCCUCGUGCCAGGGGUGGCACAAACACUAGACCAUAGCGCGUAUGGUGGCGCAAUGUAGAGAUAGCGAGGAACAAGCUGCAAACAUUCGGAGAUCAAAUCUCCUCCCGAAAUCACACGGGUUAACCGAAAGGUAUCAGAGAGAUGAUACCGUUCAAAAAAUGGAAAAAAGAUUAUAAUAACAAUCCAGCGAACACUGUGCAACUGCACGAUGGCAAAUCGAUGUAUUGUGUCCGUCGCAUAUCGGUGGCAAAAUCGGUGAGAAUCAGAAACGGCAAUGCUGUAGUUUAUACGAUACGUAAACCUAGAACGACCAAAACCCUUCAAAAGCAAAAACAACAUGCAAUGCAAAACGGUGGCAAAAAAGAAAGAAAUGAAAAAAAACACAAAAACGUUGGUAGAAACAAGACAAGUAGAACGUUAAAUAAAGGUAACUGUAACACACAGCUAAAGAGAAAUGCAAAAGUUUGAAAGUAAUGCCAGAGAAAACAAAAAAAAACACACACACAAAGCGAUUAAAUUACACGAAUGAAACAGAUGAGAAAACUAUAACCCACAAGCGAAAAAGAACAGUAAACAUGAAAACAAUUUCCAUGUAGAACGAUUUUGUCUCGCAAAACCUGUAGAAUGAAAAUGUAUGACAACAAUAUAAACUGGUUUUUGGCACACGUGUGCGAAUCGGAGAUGGGAAAGAUGUGCAAUUUUUCGAAAGAAAAAAAACACACAUACACAAAUACAAAUGCUACACCACCUGCACACAGUUCUUUAUUCAAGUGGGAUUUAUGGGUUUGAGGAGUGAUUCGCUUUUGUUCUGUGCUAAUUUUCAAACAUCAACUUUAUUUGCUUAAAACGCUGUAUAAUAUGAUAAGUUUUUAGUUCGUUGGGGUUUGUGUAAGUUUAGGAAAAAAUAUAUUUUGAAAACAUGUUUAAAUCUUCCUAUUUCAUCCCAGCGUUACACACAGAACACCCUCUCAAUCGUAUAGAAGGCAAUAGAACUUUAAUGUACGCGAAUGCAGAACGAAAGAUCGUUACAUAUACUUAAUGGUAAUAAUAGCGCUGACGAACAGACAGACACAACAUCCAAACCGAUGAAAUGCAGCAUAAGAAAAGCGACAAAUCGUAUAAUAAAUCCACAGUAAGAUCAGAAUCGGCGGAGAGAAUUAAUUAAUAUAAACUGUAUGUGAGGAAAGCUGAGCGAAAGAAAAAAAAAAGGUCAGAACAAAGAGUAACAAAUAUAUAACAAAAAGCAAACAAACGAACAAUUAUGAAACAACACAAACAAACCAACAAAACUAAACCAUACAAAACAAUUUAAAUGACAAAAUGAAAAGAAAGUAUAUUUUUAAACGAUGUAGAAAUGACGGGUUUUGCCUUUUCCGUUGCGUAUUUUACUGAAAAAGCCGAUCAUUAAUAUUAAACUAUUCGUUGAAAAGUAAAGGAGCGAGUGAACAACAUAACAAUAGUACUAAGCUCUUCACGAACAUCGGUGAUAGAGAUUUAAUAGCAGUUGGUAAUAGAGAAAUUGCAUGUGGCUAAAGAACGGCAAGCUUUUUAUAGUAAUGCAUUGUUUUGUAGCUACCUUACUCUCAAAAUUUAACUUGUUUUUCUAUAUCAAUGACACUGAUAGCGAUGUAAACAGUUUUGUAUUAACUAGUUUAACUCUAUAAAGUUAAAUUAGCUUUUUAAUAUUUUGUUUUCAUUUUAUUUAGAUGGCAUUAUAGCCUUGCAAGUACUAAGCAUUGUGUUGUGUGCAUGUUACAUAAGAGAUCAUCGGAAACGUUCGAAAAGAGUUCAAGUAAAACAAAGGAAUGAAAUAACAUAUUUUUCUAGCAUUGAACAACUCAAAGCAAAUGAACCACCAUAGCAAACACAAAAAGCUAAACGAAACGCAUGUAACUUUAUACCGCGUGUAAACAGUGGUCAAACCGAAAAGGUGUAGAAAAAAUCGAAGAACAGGAAACAGAACUAGGAAACAGGAGUGUGUGUAAAAAAUGAUAAAAAAAAACAAAACAUGGAUAAAGAAAACAUUACACCGACUGGGAAACGGCAUAAAACAUAAUAAUAAUAA
Anopheles moucheti is the source of this 8736-nucleotide messenger RNA. RefSeq names its product transcriptional activator protein Pur-alpha (gene Pur-alpha). Gene Ontology annotation, molecular function: RNA polymerase II transcription regulatory region sequence-specific DNA binding; DNA-binding transcription factor activity, RNA polymerase II-specific; purine-rich negative regulatory element binding. Lineage: Eukaryota; Metazoa; Arthropoda; Insecta; Diptera; Culicidae. The record is from RefSeq and is a predicted model, not a curated record. The coding region runs from base 1384 to 2229 and encodes 281 amino acids. Gene Ontology annotation, biological process: regulation of transcription by RNA polymerase II. Gene Ontology annotation, cellular component: nucleus. The transcript is spliced from 2 exons.